AUAUUAAUGGGUAACUGCAGUUCGUUUCCUUGUGCAAAUGGAAAAGAAGAUACUAGCUCCGAAGAAAUAAGAUUUGAUAGAAGGAAACAUUCUAAAAUUGAGAAAGGUAAAACAAAGAGCAAGCUCUGCUCUCAAUGUAAUCAGCUUACAAACAAGUACGAGAAAUUAUCUUGCUGAAAACAGAUUGUCUGUAAGAAUAGCAAAUGAUACAGAAGCAAGUCUAAUGGGUGUCCUAAUGGAUGCUCUCCUAGAAAGAAAUCACGAAAUUCACCAACAGAUGUAGUACAAACAGACCACUGAGAGCAUACCGACUUUAUUUGUUCCCAGUGUGAUGAGAUUUUGAAAAGAAAAGAGAUUCACCAGCACUACCAUGUCGAAGGAGCAGACUACAACUGCGUUGAUUGAGAUGAGCUCGAAAAAGAAUAUUCAAUUUCUCCAUCAUCCAAAAGAGGUGGUUUACAACAGAGCAAAUCGAAACUUCCGCUUUUAGCCCUCGGAUCUGCGAGAUAUAAUGGAGAAUCUGCACUUGAUGAUGAAUCAAGAAGGAUUCUGAUGUCAAAGACAAAAUCUUGGGCAAACGUUAAGUAGAUAAGUAGUAUGAUAUAUAUUAACCUAAGUUCUUAAAU
This is a messenger RNA of Moneuplotes crassus, 626 nucleotides long. Lineage: Eukaryota; Ciliophora; Spirotrichea; Euplotida; Euplotidae. The record is from the annotation of a GenBank genome assembly.